AUGGAGACAACCACCAUAGCAAGACAGAGAAUAGCCACAUAUUGGUGGCUCAUCGUCUGUGUGGCUCUCUUCUACGGUGACGUCACAGGCACAUGUGACACCCUGUUUUUGCUGAGUAGUAAUCGAACCAAUAUGCAUGAAGUAAUUGACGAGUUUGUGCGCACGAGAGGAGUCGGUAAGACUGCACUUUACCAGGCUUAUCACCAGAAUGGAUCACUUUCCAUGGAACUUUUCUAUGUGAAUGAGCUGAGGUCGUGGGUAAUGGGUAGAAACACAUCAAGAAACAAGCGCUCUGUUUUGAAGGAAUUCGAAACAAGUUUAAAACCAAGAGCAAACACGCUUCGGUCUGAACUAAGAAAGCAGCUUAAUGACUUCGAACAGAUGUCUUCACAACUGGAAGAAACAAAAGAACAUUAUAUAGAUUUAGCGAAGUGGAUUAAACCCAUGAUGGAUCCUUUAAAGAACACUUCAUUAUCUGAAAUGGGUUACAACGUUUCGCCUGAGCUUACGAGUUACAGAGAUUGGCAUAAUAGUAACUCGAUACGCUACAUUAUUAAUCUUUUCGGAUCCGGAAUGGAGUUUUUGUUAUUUUAUAAAGUGGUUACUAAACCUGCUAUGCUUGUGUUCAGUACUGUAACUUUCGGACUAGGUAUAGCAUUAUCUGCGUAUGAUAUAUAUGAUCAGGUACAACAGGAAAAGGAGACUCUAGAUAAACUAAAGCAGCAAAAAUCUGAUGUAACAAAGACCAUAGAUAUCAUGGAGCGGGAUAUAAGACAAAUUGAAAACUUCAAAUCGAAAUACAGAGAUGAAAUAGUAAAACCACUGCAGUCACUUCUUGAUAACUACUUUCCAAAUCAAUUUAAAUCUUUUCGUGUAUACUUGAAGAAGCUAAACAACAUCAAAAACAUUAACCAUAGGUUUACAUAUCAUAUGAAUGUUCACUUGAAUAACACUAUAAAUGACAUCAAAAUGAACACGAAUGAAACAAUAAAUAGCAGGAAUCUUUACCAGAAUGCUUUGGAAGAAAUAAAUAAAGGCAUUGCAAAGAAAAUGACCCCAACACAAAUUAUUACUACAAUUCAUAUGAUCUACAACAGUACCAGUUUGCCCACAGAAUUUAAGUCUACUUUCAAUUUACUGCGAUAUUUAGCUGUUAACUUCACCAGCGUAGGAUACUGUUACUGGGGAAUUUCUAUGGAUCGAAUUAGAAGUGGCGAAGUGGACAUGGACACUUCCGGUCCGCUGUGUCAGUCCCCAGAGCUGGAAGAUGACGAGAGAGAUAUUCUUGCCAAUGUGAACAAAACAGUGGCUCCUUGUAGAAUCCUACGUCAGAUGAAAGGAGACAUAUUUGACAGCAUGUUCAAACUCAUUAAAUUUAUUGCCGAUUUCAUUUUACCGGACAAAGACUGCUACUGGGGGUAUGAUCUUGUCUACUUAAGAAACACUAGUAAAACGUCAUCUGCCUUUAACAAAAUGGAACUAGAUUAUCGUGUAUAUCUUUAUUUAAAUGAAGCUAUGACAAGAAACCUUUCAACCCCUAGUGUCUUCAAUGGGUUAUGUCAGAUAUUUAAGAUCUGUGAUCAAAGAUGGCAAACAUUUGUAUAUUGCUCUAUACGCCCGACUUCGGAAUAUGACACUGACGUUUGUGCUCAGCAAAACUCUUUAGACUGCAGAAAUAUGGCGAGUGUAUAUAUCGGAGAUGUGGAUUGUUACGGAUAA
This is a messenger RNA of Ylistrum balloti, 1719 nucleotides long. RefSeq lists its product as uncharacterized. NCBI's taxonomy places the organism in Eukaryota, Metazoa, Mollusca, Bivalvia, Pectinida, Pectinidae. Bases 1 to 1719 code for a protein of 572 amino acids. The record is from RefSeq and is a predicted model, not a curated record. The transcript is spliced from 4 exons.